Molecule: messenger RNA, 1094 nt
Organism: Boleophthalmus pectinirostris (great blue-spotted mudskipper)
Lineage: Eukaryota; Metazoa; Chordata; Actinopteri; Gobiiformes; Gobiidae
Gene: meox1
Product: mesenchyme homeobox 1
Exons: 3
Coding region: 227-1015 (262 amino acids)
Biological process (GO): positive regulation of transcription by RNA polymerase II
Cellular component (GO): nucleus
Molecular function (GO): RNA polymerase II cis-regulatory region sequence-specific DNA binding; DNA-binding transcription factor activity, RNA polymerase II-specific
Source: RefSeq, a predicted model, not a curated record
GUCAGAAUUUGGAUGAGAUGAAAAAGCGUAGUUUAUGAUCUGGCAACGCACUGCUCUUGAAUUUUGGAUUGCAAUUAAUAAUUUGAGAGAUUUUUUUAGAGAAGUAGUUGGGAUAAGAUUGAUAUUUUUGUGAUCCCAAUCUGGCAACACACCAAAGUUUUGAAUACAGCUGAAUUUUGUGGAGAGUUUUGCUGAAAAUUAAAGGACAUUUGACAAGAAUUCGAGCAUGGAUCAACCGGCCAGCAGCUGCAUGAGGAGCGCUCACCCUGGCAGUGCGAUCUGGGGCUGCAUGCGUAACCCCCAUCACCCGGGAGGACAGGUCAACCUCCAGUCGCCCUACCAACCGCAGCCGCCCUUCACCCUGCACCAGAAGCCCGAUUUCCUGGCCUACACUGCGGAUUUCACCCCCAGCUCCUGCCUGGUGCCUACCCCAUACCCGCGAGACGACAGACUGUACUCCACUGACGCUCAGGCGGGGUACCAGAGGGUGGCGGAGUGGCAGUUCAGCUCCAGGGGUCCAGAGGCGUGCGCACCUGUCGCCCCCUCGGCCGGAGCGGUGGCGGGGGUGGGCGCGGGGGGCACGGGGGGCAGCGUGGGGCCGGAGAUGGACAGUGUGGACAGGAUGCCGGGGUGCCUGGACGGAGAAUACUCGCCGCAGAGUGUAGCGUCGGGAGAUUCGGACAAGAAAACCAGCAAUAAAAGGAAAAGAGACGCUACAGACCUGCAGGAUUCCAGUUUUAAGGUGGACUCGAGCUGUAAGGCGAGGAAGGAGCGCACGGCCUUCACCAAAGAGCAGCUGAGGGAGUUGGAGGCGGAGUUUACGCACCACAACUACCUGACCAGACUGAGGCGCUACGAGAUCGCCGUCAACCUGGACCUCACAGAGAGACAGGUGAAAGUGUGGUUCCAGAACAGGAGGAUGAAGUGGAAGAGGGUGAAAGGCGGACAGUCCGGAUCUCCAAACGAACUGGACAAUGAUGACAUAGACUCUGCUGCCUCCCCCAGCUCAGAAUAACAGCACCCGCCUGACGCUGCGGGACACCCGGAGACACGUACGCAACAAAACAUGGAAGUUCAACGGACUUUUGACGUGA